This is a messenger RNA of Staurois parvus, 295 nucleotides long. The record is from the annotation of a GenBank genome assembly. NCBI's taxonomy places the organism in Eukaryota, Metazoa, Chordata, Amphibia, Anura, Ranidae.
CCUUUACCAUGUGAUCUCUGUGAUCAUUCACAGCACUGAUCACAUGAAUCGGGACCUCACACAGCGGUCCAGUAUAUCGAACUGUGAUUGCGGCGUCCGCAGUCUCUGGUCAUCUCCUGUACUGUGUCCGCAGUCUCUGGUCAUCUCCUGUACUGUCCGCAGUCUCUGGUCAUCUCCUGUACUGUCCGCAGUCUCUGGUCAUCUCCUGUACUGUGUCCGCAGUCUCUGGUCAUCUCCUGUACUGUGUCCGCAGUCUCUGGUCAUCCCCUGUACUGUGUCCGCAGUCUCUGAUCAU